GUCUUUAUCAACUAAUGAUUCUAUCUGCUCCAUCUGUAAAGCAUGCAAUGCACUAUAAAUAGACCAAUCGAGUGUUCUAAGUUCCUCACAGGAAGCUAGCAAGCUCGACUAACUCACUUCACAAUCUUCACACCCCUCACAUUUCCAUACCCUUUUAAUCGUUUGUUUCCAGGCUCUGACUCGCAAUGGACACGAUAACAAGCAUGGUGGCCCAAAAGCCGGUGGUGAUCUUCAGCAAGAGCUCUUGUUGCAUGAGCCACACCAUCAAGUCACUCAUAUCGAGCUACGGGGCAAACCCAACAGUGUAUGAGCUAGAUGAAAUGCCAAAUGGGCAGGCUAUUGAAAGUGCACUAGUUCAGCAGCUCAAGUGCCAACCAAGUGUGCCGGCCGUUUUCAUAGGGCAACAGUUUGUAGGCGGAGCUGAUCGGGUCAUGAGCCUCCAAGUCAGAAACCAGCUUGUCCCAAUGCUCAUAAGGUCCAAUGCUAUUUGGGUUUGGACUAGAACCUGAAUGACAUCCUCAUAUAUCUAUAACAUAAGUUAUACUCUAAAAUCCAGACCUACACUACUUACCAAAGCUCAAAUAACAGUUUUUCUAUUCCCUCGUAGCAUUUAUCCCUUCGGUUGGUAUCAUGAACGGGAGUCGGUAUGAAGUCAAUGUAUACUCUAUCGAGCUAAGCUUUUUUCACCUUCUUUAUCUUGUACUAGCACUACCCUUGACUUCUGCUUUGUCUGGGCAAGGCUGAAGUUAGUUCCUCUUGUUGAAGAGAAUGAGCUUGUAUGUUUUUAGUUCCUGUAAUCUCCCUUUACUGUAUGCAUGUUUAACAAAA
This is a messenger RNA of Malus domestica (apple), 828 nucleotides long. RefSeq names its product monothiol glutaredoxin-S6-like. Lineage: Eukaryota; Viridiplantae; Streptophyta; Magnoliopsida; Rosales; Rosaceae. The record is from RefSeq and is a predicted model, not a curated record.